AUGUCCGGAUUCGCACAGAACGAACGUGGUCAGGGUAUGUCCCACGCAUCGGCCCCUUCAAAGCUCUCUGAAGGCAUCCAACGACAACUUCCCAAGAGUGUCGAGGAGGCUCUUCCCGAAUCUAUUCACCCCACGGAGCCUAAGCCUGCACAAUCCUGGAAGUCUACCAAUGUCUCACAUGCCAAAGAUGGCGGUGAGGCCUCGGUCUUACCACAAAAGGUCCAGGAGAUGCUGCCAGAGGGAGUUGAGCGGGCCGUUCCAAACGCAAUUCACGACACUGGUGACUCCAGUGCUGCCAACAAUAAGCAGUAG
Fusarium sp. VM40 is the source of this 312-nucleotide messenger RNA. The record is from the annotation of a GenBank genome assembly. Lineage: Eukaryota; Fungi; Ascomycota; Sordariomycetes; Hypocreales; Nectriaceae.